GCAAGAUGGUGGCUAUCAAAUUUGUGGCAAGGUUUCAGUCUGUGGAGAUGCUUCGUGUUUUGCUAAUACUAGUGGCACUGUGGUUGCACUGCAAUCAUGCGGACCAAAUGGAGGAGUUUCUAAAGAAGGAGUUCUCACUGAUGAAGCCGUAUGCAGGGCUGAGUUCUAGGAGUUCAAACUGGGAUAUAUUGGGUAACACAGUAUUAACUACGCAGUCACUUCGCCUCACCCCUGAAAAACAGAGCAAACUUGGAGCAGUGUGGAACAGAGUGCCCUGCAAUGUGAAAGACUGGGAACUUCAAGUCCAUUUCAAGAUACAUGGGGAGGCCAAAACAUUCAUGAAUGGGGAUGGAAUGGCCAUCUGGUACACAAAGGACAGAAUGAAGAAAGGCCCCGUGUUUGGCAGUAAGGAUAUGUUUGUGGGACUAGGUGUAUUCCUCGAUACCUAUCCGAAUGAGGACAAACAAGAUGAGCUCCUGUCGAAGAGGUUUACUCCACGGACUGAGCGUGUGUUUCCCUACAUUUCAGCCAUGAUAAAUAAUGGCUCAUUGUCGUAUGACCAUGAUAAUGAUGGGAGGCCUUCUGAACUUGCUGGCUGUUCUGCUUCUAUCCGCAAUGUGAAACAUGACACUUUCUUGGUGAUACGUUAUGUUAAAAGUCGAUUGACGAUAAUGAUGGACAUAGAAGGAAAAAAUGAAUGGAAGGACUGUGUUGAUGUUGCCGGAGUUCGGCUUCCUCAAGGCUUUUACUUUGGAGUUUCUGCACUCACUGGAGACUUGUCAGAUAUCCAUGAGCUUAUUUCACUAAAGUUUUAUGAACUGACUGUUGAACGUACUCGGACCCUGAAGGAAGUGGAAGAGCCUGAAGAGAAUGUUGAAGUGACCGAACCUAGUGUGGACAACUGGACACCACCUGGAAAAAAAGUCAAGCCAGAGCCACUGGAUGGACUCACUGUUUUUCUUGUUGCCUUUUUUACCCUUAUGACCAUCACUGGGAUUGCUGUUGCAGGAAUCCUCCUCUGUGAGAAAUGGGAGAAACGGAAAGAGAGCAAGAGGCACUUUUACUGAGCCCCUUAUUUACAGUGGAGAGAGAAUCGAGCACCGAGGCUUGAAAAGUGAGCUGCCUUAAAUCAGCAAAAUAGAAAUGUUACUAAGUGCCAGGAAAUGCUUUUCCUGGCUGACCAGAAAUGCCACUGCCUUAACACUACCCCUAACUGGAGUGAGACUGCACCAUCUUCUGCUUGUCUCAUUGGCUUUAGGAUGAAAACAAACCGCUGAUGGCGCAUAAUCUUUCCCAAGGUCUUUUGCCAGUAGUUUAUAUCAGUAGUAUUUUGUAUUCUAACUUGUUGUGUUUGUUUGUGAUGAAUUGUUAACCUGGUAGCAGAAUCAUUUUUCCUUACUGGAAUAAAAAACUGAUAACUCUCUCUUUACAACCCCCAUAGCCAUUACCACUGACCCUUUUACUUUCCACAAUAACUAAUCCCAAAGAGAAGAGUCAUUUACAUUAUUUCCUUGAGCAUGCCUUAUAGGUUGUUUUCAUAAUCUUGCCUACAUUGGUACAGAAAGCAAAUAAGAGAUGUAUAUUCAUAGUCCUUCCCACGUGUUACUACUGACACAUUGAUUUGAUUAACUAACCUGCACUCCCUCCAGUCAGCAGAUUCCAUUAUAACUUUAAAAUGACAUGCAGCCGUGUGAUAAAGACAGUGUAUCUUUAUUGCUUAUGUGAACUUUUUUAAAUGCAGUUCCCAUUUAUCCUUCUUCAUGUAUGACCACUAACCGCUGUCAAGUGACCCUCAUGGGGUGGCCAUUCUCUGUAGACUGCUGACUAUUUCACCUGUACUAAGGCUGUAUUCUGCUGAAUGACAGGUGUUCCUUCUGCUGAAUGACAGAUCGUGGUGCAUCUUGAAGGUCAAGUGUGUCUGUACCAACCUGUAAUAUUUCUUUUCUGAGAAAUUUGAGUUACUGAUAAAAUUAUUAGAAGAAAAAUAUAUUGACUGCCAGCUAGAAUUCAUAAAAAUAUCUAAGUAUGUCUUUUAUAAUGUGAUUCUCAAGGUACUCCUUCUCUGCUGCACUAUGUCAGUGUAUCUUUUGUAAUUUUUACCAUCAGUUAGCCUAGAGUAGGACAUGAAUGCAGCAAAAUAUUACCUAAAUUUACUUUGCACUCUGCUGUCCGUAGAGGGCAGAACAUUAUUCCUGUUAGGCCAACUUUUACUCUAGUAAAUUAAACUGAAACAUAUGAGUCUGUGUAGGGGUUGUAAACAGUUAUUCCAGUUAGAAGUUGUCUGCUGAUGUUGUCUCUGCUACUUCACAGCAAGACUUUUUUUUAGUAGUGCUUAAUUGAUUUUGUACAGUUACACAAAGGGCCAUGUCAUCAAGGUACCAAAUAAAAUAUAUUAAUAUGCCACUUCUAGUUUAACCACAUUACAAUCUUCUUGCUACUUGAACAUAUAUCCAGAGCACUACAACGAAACCAGACCCUGCAAGGCUAUAUAUACAUUUAGCCAUCUGCAAUCUGAGGUGUGGGCUUUCAUUAUGCUGCUAGAUGUAUUCCUUGCCUCAGGAGGAGUUGUUUAUAGGCUGUAUGUGGGAAUAGCAGUACUCUGCUCUGGUGUGCUGUGCUCUGGGUCAGAUGUAGCUGAAUGAAAAAUGCUUGCACCUGUUGGGAUAUUCAGAGAGAUAACUGUGAUAGUACCAAAUGAAAAAGAAAACCAUAAAGUUAAUUGUAGCUAUAUUCUCUUGAAAAGCUGUUCCAAGCUUUUAAAACUUGUAAAAAUGCUAGUGAAACUAAAAGAUCAUAAAUGUAAACAUGUUAUAGUUAUUUAACAUUUCCUGAGGGAGGUUACCCAGCUGGAAGUAAUAUGAGAAAAUUGAAGAGACAGAAGGUGAUGAAAUGAUAUGUAACCUGAAGACAGGUUUGUAAGCUUUUAGGGCUUUGUAAAAACAAACACCUUCUACACAAAGUUCUUUGUGUAAUACUUUCUAGGAUUGUAAACCCAUAAAGUGCUUUGCAUAACAGUUGCCCAUAGGUGGCGAUGCAUAAUCUGACUGGAAUGAAAGUGAUCAUGGUAGUGCAGUUAAUCCUUAGGUGUUGUACUUCAUAUACCGGGCUAACUCCUCUUAAUCCCCCAGGAUGGAAAAAUAAACAUCUGUUAAAUGAUCACAUUUCCACUGUAGCAAAAGCCUUAGAUAAUUAAUUAGCUUUUGAUGUAUUUGUUAGCUGACUGCGCAGUACAGAUAGCAGUCAGCAAUACUUAAUCAUUUCAAUUCCUGUAUAGCUGGCAAUGUAAUGGCAGUUGAUUGCAGGUAAAUGUCUUUAUAUGUACUGUAGUUUUUUGCUUGCUUUCUCUUUUUUUCUAAACAAUUGUCUGAGAUCUUUACUUCAGGAAAUGUGCACAAGGAAAUCAUUUUUGGGGAGAGCAUAUUCAAAGGAUUAUGCAAUUUAAGAACUACAGGGCUGACAGCUGUAUCAGUAUGUAGCCCUUCAUCACUCAUAAAAAUUACCUACAGCAGUUUCAGGCUUAACCAUUUCAGUUUGUGGACCCCCUUACAGUCUGUCAGAUUGUGCUGAGCAGUAAGGACUCCAGACCCUUUUAGGGCCACCACCAGCUCUGUGGGAAAAACAGCUGAUUAUGCUAUGUAUUUUCCUUUCCCAUUUACCUUUGGUCUUCCUGAACAACCAUACCUUUGGCUUACAUGACUAACACAGACUUUACCUAAUCUAUACCUGGAAAAGAAGACAAAACCUUGAAAACUCUUUGGGGGGGGGGGGGCAUAAAUUUCCUACUCGAUCAACAGUGUGAUCAUCUUUUUUGGGCCAAGUUGUACCCUGCCUAACCACUGUGCUGCCGUUACUGAUCCCAAUCAGCAGCUUUGUUUUACUGCAUUAACCCCCUGGAUGCACAAUAGCAAGGCCUGCCCAAACCCUGCCCACCAACCAGCACCAGGUGACGUGUAUGACAAUCUGUGAAUACUUAUGUUGAUGUCGUCUUCAUCCACAUGAGUAUUCAGACAGCAUUCUGAGCAUGCAGUAUACAGACCCUCCAAACUUGUUAUAAUACCAAGAAAUAAAACUUGUUUGGAUUAAAUAGUCUUCCCUUUGAUAGUGAUGCAAGAUGCACAUCCUACUAUAAGAAAAUAAAUUUUAAAAACAAAAUGAAAGUAAAAGGAAAAUGUGAAGAAUUUGUAGUAACCUUAAACCCUGUACUGAUUUGCUGAUGGAUACGUAGCACCAUCAUUAUUAAAGAGAGUAGUAUUUCACCCAUGAACAACGGUUAUUUCUUUCAAGUAUAAAAAGUACAGUGGGAUCUGUAAAUCGCAUGAACUGUAGAAAAAAAAGGUCGGCUCCUUAAACUACACUGAGCAGCAACAGAAUGAAAAGCUGUGAUGUUGUAUGGAAAUGGUUGUGCACACUUGAUGGUGACAUGAUGCAUACGAGUUACUGUUUUCUUCAAUGUAGUGUGAUCUCGAAGUUGGUAUAUGUAAUUUGGGGGGGAGGUGCAGGGGAGCACAGCCCCCUUGCAAAAAUGAAAAACAAUGCAUAACAAUAGGUAAUUGCAAUGCCCCUUCGAUGACUAUUUAUGCAGAUGGUGAAGCAAAUCUGCAUGGCAUGUCAAUCAUGCAUCAUUUGAAUACAACAUCACAGGCAUUUGUCAUGUCAGUCACUCGGGCCAUGUCCACUUCUACACAAAACUACCUGGGGUUAAUACAGCUUGACAUUGUCCAGUCAGCUACAUUUCCUACACACCACUGCUUUUACAUGGGUGGGUCAGCUGAUUCUUGUGAUGGAAAAUGUCAGAAUGCUCCAAGCCAGGCCUUUUCUCAAUAACCUUCUAGACUGUCUUGAUCCCAUGAUGUGGCCCUUUUCACCUCUCCUGUCCUUGCCUUCUCCUAGUCCUGACAUUUACCUUCUUGCGUUCAUUCGAGCUUAUCUUCAGACAAGUGCAGGCUCACUGCAUCUUAUUUGCCAGCCUGUAUAGUCAUAGACUGGCCAUAGCUUUACCUUGGAUAACAGUCUCACUUCAAACUGUUGUGUACUCGAACAAGAUGUCCCCCAUAUAUAUAUACAUGUAUUCCACUUUUUUUAGUAGCUGUUAAACAGACAUCGAUUGUAUGGUUCACUCUGUUAUUUUAACCGUCUUUGCAAACCAGCUACUGACUCCUUUCAUUUAUUAAUUUUUACAUUGUUUUGUUUUACUGUAUUACCCAUUUCAGAAAGGCAAAGACCCACGUGGUAGAUUAAAAUGGCCACAACUAUGUGUUUGUCACUUUUUACCCAAUAUAAUUAACUUUAAAAUCAAUUUUUCAGGAGUUGUGUGCAAGGCAGGCUUUUCUGGGAGACCAUGUUCAAGUUGUUAUGCAGCCUAAACACCUCAGGGCUAGCAGCACUGUCAGUAUCCAGCCCGAUAUCACUCUAGUAAAUUUCCCAAAACAGCUUCAAGCUUUGCCAUUUUCACUUCCAGGGCUGCAUUACAGUUUGGCAAAAGAUACCAGGCUGAUAAAUCUCAACACUCCUUUGGGAACACCAGCUCUGCAAGGACCAGUUAGUAAAUCCUGUAUCCCCCUUCACCUUACUUUUCGUCUCCCUUACUACCCCUGCCUUCUGCCACAGAAGGGAGGGAAAUUAACAUCUUACCCCUUACACCAAGCUUAUCUUCUUUAUGCUUACUGUAGCCCAAGUCUGCCAAUCCAUCCUUUGGGUGUGAAAAACAGUCCCGCAUCCCGUUAUCUGACAGGUGCACUCCAUGUACCCACUAUAUCUCUGACUUAACCUUAAAAUCCGUUGUGCUAUAUAAAUGGAUCCCAUUUCCAUCACAGUCCUGUUAAUCAUUUUUUUUCCCAGUGAUACAGUCUGUCUUCAAUCUAAAUGGACCUGUGUGUGUCUCCAGUGAUCCACACGUUCCCUAUGAUGAUCUCUAUGUAGUGAAAAUAAAAUGAAUAGAAAGUAAACUGCUCCUUACUUAUACCCUGUAGGCAUUACACUUUCAGUAGUCCAGUUGUUUAUCUCCUGGGUCACCCCUGCCCAAUGAGCUUAUCAAGCUGCCCUUAUCUUAAAAGAAUGUGGUGUGUCUUUUGCCUCUUCUGUGAUGCACUUCUCUACUACUUUCUGCAAUAUGACUUUCACUUGAUAUUGAAUAAGAGGUUUAUUUUGUUGAUGGAAAACAAAAGGACCUUGUAAACCCCACCGCCUUUGUCUGAUACCGCUGUAGUACCUUUAUUAUGCUCCACCAUGUGCCUGCAGUAGCUUAAGGAACACCUACUGAUCCUUUGCUUAUUGAUCUGUCUUUUUCCUCCUUUGCUUAUUGAUCUGUCUUUUUUCCUAUCAGUAUAUAUGCAAACCCCUUCUGAAACCUGAACAUCUCUCCAGUGCAAUAUUAUCAGUUGGAAUCCUUCAUAAAAAGCAGUUAAAAGGCAGGCUUUCAGCAGCAACACCUCAUAUUUAUCUACAUAUUCUGUCAGGAGAGAUUCCUGCAGUGUUUGUAGUACUCCAGACAUAGGAAUAUCUCUUCCCACAAACAAGGACACUCUGUAGAAAAUAAAACAACAAAAGGCUACUGCACAAAAUUUAUUGCAUGUAAAAGACUCUAACGCUUCGGCAAACAACCUUCAAGGAGUAGGGUUAUAGGGAUGUCUCUUGUCUUGAGUACUGAGAGACUGCCUAGUUCGACACUUAAACAUGUUACUUACUUGAAAUGACCUCACUAAAUCCCACAAUUACAUUGUUUUAUGUGACCAAUUUGGAGCUGACAACUGACUCCUGGGCUUCAUCUCCAAUCCUUGUUUACAAUGAUGAAUUUGUUCAGAUGGUAUAGUCCAUAACAAAGUCUACCCUCAGGAUAUUCUUGUUUGUAAGAAGUGCUGUACUCCUCUUUCAUAAAUUUUCCUGGUUUGCUUUCUGAAGGAGUUAUUCAUUAACUGUCAUUCUUACUUGCCCCCAAUGCCCAUAAAUGAAAUGGUACCUACUCCUGCAGUGGUGCUGUUUCUGGCAUUGAAAUCCGGAAAUGGGCACAUUGUAAAUGAGAAAGGGAAUCUAUCGGUGAGAUGUAUAGAUGUUCUUCAUUCCACAUUGCUGCAGUCCUAACUAUUGGGUAGUCCGCUGUCCA
Molecule: messenger RNA, 7099 nt
Organism: Protopterus annectens (West African lungfish)
Lineage: Eukaryota; Metazoa; Chordata; Ceratodontiformes; Protopteridae
Gene: LMAN2L
Product: lectin, mannose binding 2 like
Exons: 9
Coding region: 6-1067 (353 amino acids)
Biological process (GO): endoplasmic reticulum to Golgi vesicle-mediated transport; Golgi organization; endoplasmic reticulum organization
Cellular component (GO): COPII-coated ER to Golgi transport vesicle; endoplasmic reticulum membrane; endoplasmic reticulum-Golgi intermediate compartment
Molecular function (GO): D-mannose binding
Source: RefSeq, a predicted model, not a curated record